AGCCGAGCUGGUAUAAAAAAUGAUGAGAGACCAAUUUAUAAGUGGCUGAAUAUUAUAACAUAACCUAAAAUAUUUUUAAAUUCUUCUUAUUUGUUAGUUAUAUUUUUUAUUUAAAUUUUUAAAUUUAGUUUUGUGUGUGGUUUUAGUUACAUUAUUUAUAUUAUUUUAUCUUUAAAAAACGAUAAACAUGUUUUCUUGAAAUUACCUAUGUGUGUCCUAAUUUAGCGCAGAUAUUUCCCAAAGAAAAUUAAAAACGGUAAGUAAGAUCAUAAACGAAAAAUGGAAGAAGGAACUGACUUUAUAACAGAAUUCCACAACAUAAAAGGAGAUCUAAUAGGCGACAGAAAGGCAAACUUUUUUAAGCUUCUACGUACACCAUCAUUAUUUUCUAGUGAAAUACAGUUAGACAGUACUUUAAAAUGUCUUAAACCUACUACUUAUCAAGAACAGUUAUUUUAUCUGGAAACAUUAAUAUAUUUUAAAAGAACAAACGAACUUUUGGACAUAUUUCAACAAGGAAAUGAAAUAUUUACAAGUAAAAUUUUAAAACAGCAGUGGUUUGUUGAAUCCGCUUUUAACGGUAUUGAAGUUGAUUGGUUUGUAAACGAUUUGCUGCCUUGUUUGUCAUUUAGUGUAAAGAAGAAAUUGAUACCAAAAAUUGCGAGGUGUUGGAAUGAAGAAAAAUUGGAUGUUUUAUUUGACAAGAUUUAUUUAAAGUAUGGUAUUUCUUUGGCACUUCCUAUACUAAUAAAGUGUAGCGUUUUUAAAAUACAGUCCGUAAUUGAAGAAAAUGAUUUGAAAUUAAGAACAGUUCAAGUAUUACAAUUAUAUGAUAAAUGUGAAGAUCUCUUUCUAUUGUACUUAAAUCACAUCAAUUGUCUUACAUCUUUCAGUUACAAUGAUAAAAUUGUAUUAAAUCACAUUGCAAAGAAAAAUCCCAAACUUAUACUUAAACUUGAACAAUGUAAAAAAAUUAGGAUAUCUAAAUUUGGCAAAAGGAUGUCUAAAAUAUUAAUGAACUCCUUUGGAGAGGGAAUACCAUUUGAUUUACAACAUUACUUACCUAUUCUUAACACAUCAAUUUUUAUAAGGAAGUUAGGGCGAGAUUUCGAUCCAGUAAUGAAGAAGAAAUUCCCGCUAGAAUUAAUAAAUAUAAAUUUCACAGCUAUUGACAGAUGGCUCAAAUACUAUCCUAAAAAAAGAAAAUGGGAAAUUUUUACACAGACUUGUUUUGAAAAAUAUUCAGACGUUGAUUUAAAUAAAUUAUUAUUGCAUCUGGAUCAUUAUUGGCUCGUAAAACUUAAUGCUCCAACAAAUAUAUUCCCUACGUGGGCAGAACUUAACUACAGAGGAAAAUAUACAAGGUUCUUGGAAUAUUACGAACUUUAUAGAGCUAUUGGUAUAAUUAAAGACAAAAUACAAAGUGAAAAAUCAGAGAGAAAAUCUUUAGUUAUAUUCUUGAUAUCACUUUGUCGUAACAAACACGAUUUAACUGCACUUGAUGAUGUCCUGGAAUACAUUUGUACAACGUACAAAAAUCAAAAUGUUAGCAUUGCUGUCUUGCAAGCUCUGCAAUCGUGGAGUUAUUGUGAAAAUUUCAAUGAAAACAUAUGGAGAUACAUCAACGAAUUAAUCUGUUAUUUAAAAGAUCAAAAUGCACUUGAAUUUAAUAUUUAUAAAAGGGUUUUCCAACAUCAAUUAGCAUAUUUGGUUAGAAGUAAGAAAGAAUAUAAAGCUGAACUUUUAUAUUAUAUUCAAAAUGUAGAAAUUCAAAGGUUUAGCGUAGUUGGAUUUUACUUAAACGACAAUGAGGUCUGUAAAACAAUUUAUAUAGAUAUAUGCAAAACUAUUUGUGAACCAAACUAUACUUGUUCGGUUAAUAUUUCUCAUGCUUUACGCGCUUAUUUGCUGGCAGUCUUAAAUUUUAGUUUAAAGAAUCCUAAUCAUCGAAUAAAUAUUAUGGAAUUUGAAAAAUUCUUACCAAUUAUAGACGACAGUUUUAAAAAAACUAAAAAUUUCAAUUAUGAAGAUUUACAGUUAAUACCCGUAGUGAUUUUAUACAACAUCAAAUUUGCCGAUUGUGCUGUUCCACUUAAAUCAAACUUUUUAGCUUUAAUGUACUGUAUAACCCAUGAAUCAAAGUCUCUAGAUGUAUUUUCUUCUGUUCUAGAUCAGAUUCUUACAGAAGACCGCACGCCAAUUGUUACUGAUACAAUAUAUUAUUAUUUUGAACAUCUGUUCCCAGAUUAUCCCAAAGUGAAGAUAAUCGAUUGGUUUUUAACCUACGAACCGGACACUUUAGCGUGUUAUGUUUCUUACAUAUAUAUGAACUUCGGUUUACUUGCCGGUGUCAUAGAAUACAGCAUAUUGGAAUUUACUACCCACAAUCGGAACAAGCUUGCCAAUGAGAUGUUGCAUUAUUAUUUUGAAAAUGUUUUUGAAUACCACCCCUCUGAGGAUUUAGUGGAUUGGUUCAUAAAAAACGAGCCUGGUACACUUCAGCCGUAUUUCCAUAAAAUACUGGAGAGUGAUGUAAUCGGCAUGUGCCAUCUACUUUUAAUUAAACAAUACUCACAUUUAGGUUUCGAUAGUGAGAUAUCGAAAUUUUAUGAGAACAAAAUAGAAGAAGACAUCGAUGACAAAUUUCCCUUCAUCGACAAAUUACGUAUUAUGCUGUCUACGGAUGAUUUCGUAAAACUAGUUAACGAAAGAUAUUUACCUAAAAAAGACAAACUAAAUUUAGAAGAUGAGGAAAUGUGUGAAAUAUAUAACCUACAGUGUGAAGUAGCUAAAAUUUUGGCUAAAGUACACGAACCGUACAAAAUGCUACCAACCAUAAUGAAAUUUUGCAGGGGAGAUUACUUACAAUCUGCAUUGCGUUCUUUGUAUAAAGCGUUCUACAGAUCGCCCGAAAAACUUUUAUAUCCAUUUGUAGAAGCAUUGGCAAAACAGGCCGUUUCACCGAGAAAGCACGCCAUGUAUCUCAGUUGCGAAGUAUUAAACAAGCUGCAUAGCUUGAAUAUGCUUGUGGGUACCAAUGAACGUAAUAUAUCAAGUAAUAAAUAUCACUUUUCGGCAACUCUGAAGUUUUUCGUAAAAAAUUCAUCCCCCGACUUGUUAGAGAAAGUUUUUGAAUGCAUGGAUAAAACCAAUAAGAAUGAUUUCGAAACUAUGGAAAGUCUAUGUGAGGCACAAGUACCGAGAAGAUAUAGUGGAAAGUACAUUGAACAUUGUUGGAAAUUUUUUGAAAACGUUGAGUGUCAGGGUGUGAAUAUCGAUCAGUAUUUAAAAACUUUGAUAAAUUCCUUGUUAAAUGCAAUGGUUGAGCAUUUAACAACAAAUUUUGUGACGUAUAUUAUAGAACGUUAUUUUCCUGUAAAAAUCCUUGAGUUAGCAGAUUUUGCUGUUCUGGUUUUAUUCAAGCGUCCGUCUGAUAGAAUACAAAAUAUGAAUCUAUUGUUUCAAAAAAUUCCUGAACUAUCAUCAAAAUCAAAAAGUCAUUUUGUGAAACAGUUUAUUAGUUAUGCUAGACGAGCAUACGCUAGUGCUGAUAUAGUCAGUCACUUUUACAACAACUGGAUGCAACAGGUAGGGAUACUUAACAGUUUUUUCGAAUGUAUAUCGUUAAAACUACUAUUACUAAAAAUUGAAACUAAUUCUAUUGAUCAAUAUGCAUCUGGGGUUGUAGAUUAUUUGGAAGGCCUUACUCAAGAUUUUGAAUACCAUGCCUAUCCCUAUUUUAGACUAGCGUUUAGAGAUACAUUGCAAUACAUGGAAUCAGAAGAUAAAUAUACAUUCUUCUUGAAUGUUAUUAAAUAUAGAAUUACUCCAAUUACAUGUAUAUUUGUUUUGGACGUUAUGAGAGAAUUUACUUAUAAUAACGUACCAACUGAAAAAGCAAGAGGGAUUUAUCAAAAUGUUCUAGAAAUUAUAAGACUUUCCGACAUACCUGUUGUUCAAAUUUAUUAUAAAAACAAUUCAUGGAAGUUUAACAAAAGUUAAGUUAUUGUUACUCAAAGAUGCUACUGUAUUUUGUUGAACUUAAGUCUUCUUCUUUUAUAUAUGCAGUACUGCCCGUUUUUCUUCAACGGUGCCUUUCAUUCUGCCUCUUAAAUUGUCAUUCCCUCUUUUCCUUGGGCGUCCUAUACUUCUUCUGCGUUCUAACGGUGACUUGUUCCUGGCUAUUCUUACUAUCCUUGAUUCAGACAUCCUGCUUAUGUGUUGAUUCCACUCUUCUUUUCUGUUCUUUACCCAGGUAUUUAUAUUGUCUACCCCUCAGCAAUCCUUAAGAUCUUUAUUUUGUUGGUCUCCAGAUAUAUUCGUGAUUUGCUUGUAUCUGGUCUUGUUUCGGCCGUGUAAGUCAUAACUGGCCUAAUAACUGACUUAUACCGGGUGGUGAAUUGGAAACCGGGCCAUAAGGAACUCAAUGUAAAAUUCUAAACUGUUGAAUUCCUGCUUCCCUAAUUAUUUUACAUCAAAAUACAUGGGAAACUAUUUGUAGAGGAUUGAAAACAACCGUUAAUUGUUCUACGAAUUAAACAUAUUCCAAAAUUUUGUAAAAAUGUAAUUCAUUUUUCAGAGAAUUACGCCAAAGUUAUGCCAUACACAGUGCAAUAAUGUGUGUACAGUUGCGUUCGGUCACAAUGAGUAUAUUAACUAUUAUUUAAAAUGUCAUUAUUUUUGUUUUAUCAUUUAUUGUUAACAAAAACCUUAAGUUAAUAAGAUACCUUCAGUUAAGGAGAAAGUAUUAUUAAUAAAGAUGUUUUAUUCAGUCAAUAGUGUUUUAUCAGUUAAAAUAGUAACGUGUGGCCGUUGAUUGAUGUAUUGGGGGAAAAUAAUUAGGGAAGCAGGAAUUCAACAGUUUAGAAUUUUACAUCGAGUUUCCUAUGGCCCGUUUUACGAUUCACCACCCGGUAUAUUCGGGCCUUUGUUUCCAAUCUUAGGUGUUUGUUUUUCCAAAUUGUGUCUUUAAGCAUCCGGCCGUUCUACUGGCUUUAAUUAUUUGGUCUUUUACCUCUUCUUCGAUAUUGUUGUCGGCUGAUAGAUUAAUCCUCAGGUACUUGAAAGUCAUUACUUGUAUAAUUUGCAUCUUAUUGGUUCUUUGGCGAUUACUAAGCUUUUUGUUUUUUGGGCCGAUAUUUUCAUAUUCAUUUCUUUUGCGUUAAUGUUGAAUUCGUGCAGUAAUCUUUGUAGGUCUUCUUCGCACUCUGUUACUAACAAGGUAUCAUCAGCGUAACAGAGUAUUUUUAUCUCUCUAUCGCCCAUUUUGUACCCUCUUUUUUCUUCGCUUGUUUUAUUAUUGCAUCCAACAUUAUAUUAAACAGUAGAGGGCUUAGUGAAUCUCCUUGCCUGAUUCCUGUGUUUGCUUCUAUGGGUUCUGUUAUUAUUCCAUUGACUUUCAUUUCUAUUUUAUUUCUUACUUAUAUGUUUUCUAUCAGUUUUAUGAUAUCCAGUGGUAAAUGUUUGUCAUAUAGUAGGUGUAUCACAUCGUUUAAUUGUAUUCUAUCAAACGUUUUCUCUAGGUCUAUGAAACAGAAAAAGGCUUGUUUGUUAUAUUCUAAUGAUUUUUCCGCUAUUUGCCUUAUCACAAAAACUGCAUCGUUACAUGAUCUUCCACUUCUAAAUCCUUGUUGUCCUUGAACUUAAGUCAAAUAGUAUUAUUGCAGAUGAGAUCCCAUUGAUAAAAUUAUUACAACGAUUCUAUUUUGCUGCCUUCCUCUGAAUUCUCGACGUUUCCACUGUUUUAUCCAUAUACUUAUGUCAAAUAUUUCUUCGCUUCUGUAUACUUUGAACUUUUAAUUUGUUUAUGUAGUAUUCUGUCAUCACGUGUAUGGUGUUUUUGGUAUCUUUAAGGAUUGUAACUGUAGAAAUAAAAUAAAUAGUCGGGGAUACCAGGCCUAUUUUCACUAUUUACUACUAACAAGCUAAUUUUUCGUGAGUAGCCGCAUUUUAACGAAACGCCCAGCUUUUUUCCUUACAACAAUUUCCGUAUGUGGUAGAUAACAAAGAUAGUAUGUAGGAAGAGUCCAGUCGGGUUAGACGAAUGCCGAGCUGCCCCAAAUUUUAUUUUUCUAAUCUUUAGGGAGGGUCAAUAGUAGUGUAAAUUUAAAAUCUCGAAUGUCUUGAUUUUAAACUGUUUUAAACCGUUUUUGCUCAAUACCUACCUCCGCCACUUUCAACUUCUCGACAAAAAAUAUGACAACUAAAAUUGUUGAAAAUGUGAUUUUCUAUAAUUACUUUUAUUACAAUUUUUUUCGUGGCGGUCGGUUUUUUCAGUGUUAUGGGGGGAAAUAAUGACAGUUAUUAUAGUGAAAGGGUUAAUUGAUUUGUAUUCCUCACUUGAAUGAAUAAACGUGUCUCAGCACUCUUUUAUGUCAAAAUUUAUGAGUUCAUGACAUCUAGUCACAGGUGACUUAUUUGUUACUGUGCAAAAAAUUAGUUUUAAAAUAGUUGAAUUAGUAAAAACUUUUGACUUAUUUAUUUUUUUAAUAUGAUACGGUAGACCAGAGGUUCUCAAUCUUGUUGUGUCAUGUACCACCAAAUACUUUUUAUUAUUUUUGGUACCACCUAACUGAAAUACAUAUGUAACUAGGUGAUCUAAUUAACUAUAAUAGUGGUGCUGAUUUUGGCUGUUUUUGCGUUUUGUGUACCACCUCAAAAAAUGAAAUGUACCACUAGUGGUACAUGUACCACAGAUUGAGAACCGCUGCGGUAGACAAACCGUUCAUAACCUGUUAUAUUUUGAUAUAAAUAUACAUAGCUUUAUAUAAAUGAUAUAUUUAUGUAUGUUAUAUGUAAUAAUUUUUUAGAUGUUUAUUAAACUGUUUUAUAUUAAA
This is a messenger RNA of Diabrotica virgifera virgifera (western corn rootworm), 6836 nucleotides long. RefSeq lists its product as uncharacterized. NCBI's taxonomy places the organism in Eukaryota, Metazoa, Arthropoda, Insecta, Coleoptera, Chrysomelidae. Bases 280 to 4002 code for a protein of 1240 amino acids. The record is from RefSeq and is a predicted model, not a curated record. The transcript has 4 exons.